Molecule: messenger RNA, 1581 nt
Organism: Lathyrus sativus (Indian pea)
Lineage: Eukaryota; Viridiplantae; Streptophyta; Magnoliopsida; Fabales; Fabaceae
Source: the annotation of a GenBank genome assembly
AUGGAUAAGCUUUCAUUUGAAGGUGUUCAUUAUGGUAUUGUGAGUCAAAUGAGUUUCAUUUGGCAACAAACUAGGGUACCCCUUGUUGUUCCAAUGCUGAAAAUUUUAGUCUUUUUGUGUUUGACUAUGUCUGUUAUGCUUUUUGUGGAGAGAGUUUAUAUGGGUAUAGUCAUUGUAUUUCUUAAGCUGUUUGGUCAUAAACCUGAGAAACAUUACAAAUGGGAGCCACUUAUGGAUCAUGAUAUUGAGCUUGGAAACUCUUGUUUUCCUAUGGUUUUGGUUCAAAUCCCAAUGUAUAAUGAAAAAGAGGUGUAUCAGUUAUCAAUUGGAGCUGCAUGUGGGUUAUCAUGGCCAUCUGAUAGAAUUAUUAUUCAAGUUCUUGAUGAUUCAACAGACCCAAUCAUUAAGAAUAUGGUGGAGGUGGAAUGUGAGAGAUGGAGAAGGAAAGGGUUAAACAUAAAGUAUGAGAUAAGAGAAAACAGAAAUGGUUACAAAGCUGGUGCUCUCAAAGAAGGAAUGAAGCAUAGUUAUGUCAAACUUUGUGACUAUGUUGCCAUCUUUGAUGCUGAUUUUCAACCCGAGUCGAACUUUCUUUGGCGUACCAUUCCGUUCCUCGAUCAAAAUCCGCAAGUUGGACUAGUUCAAGCUCGAUGGAAAUUCGUUAAUGCUGAUGAAUGUUUGAUGACAAGAAUGCAAGAGAUGUCAUUGGACUAUCAUUUCCUUGUGGAGCAAGAAGUUGGAUCGCUAACUCAUGCUUUCUUUGGUUUCAAUGGUACAGCUGGUGUAUGGAGAAUUUCAGCACUAAAUGAAGCUGGUGGAUGGAAGGAUCGCACGACGGUCGAAGAUAUGGACUUAGCAGUAAGAGCUAGUCUCAAAGGAUGGAAAUUUGUGUACCUUAGUGACCUCAAGGUGAAAAGUGAAUUGCCGAGUACCUUCAAAGCCUACCGUUAUCAGCAACAUAGAUGGUCAUGUGGUCCAGCCAAUCUUUUCAGGAAAAUGGCAAUGGAAAUCAUAAGAAACAAGAAAGUCACCAUGUUGAAGAAGUUUUAUGUGAUAUAUAGUUUUUUCUUUGUCAGAAAGAUCAUAGCUCAUGUAGUCACAUUUACAUUCUACUGUGUCAUUUUGCCUGCAACUGUUUUAGUUCCAGAAGUAGAAGUUCCCAAAUGGGGUGCUGUCUAUAUACCUUCCAUCAUCACACUUCUUAAUGCUGUUGGAACACCAAGGUCAUUCCACUUGAUAAUAUUGUGGAUACUUUUUGAAAAUGUUAUGUCAAUGCAUAGAACAAAAGCAACACUUAUAGGUUUGUUUGAGACAGGUAGAGUAAAUGAAUGGGUUGUUACCGAGAAAUUAGGCGAUGCUCUUAAGACAAAAUCGGGUGGUAAAGCGGCUAGAAAGUCUCAAAUCAGGUUCAACGGAAGACUUCAUUUUCUAGAGCUUGGUGUGGGAGCUUACCUAUUUUUGUGUGGAUGCUAUGAUCUUGCUUUUGGGAAGAAUCACUUUUUCAUAUAUCUUUUUAUGCAAUCUAUUGCCUUCUUUGUUGUGGGGGUUGGCUAUGUUGGUAUCUAUGUUCCUAGUUCUUAA